Blumeria graminis f. sp. triticale is the source of this 1161-nucleotide messenger RNA. The record is from the annotation of a GenBank genome assembly. Lineage: Eukaryota; Fungi; Ascomycota; Leotiomycetes; Helotiales; Erysiphaceae.
AUGGUCUCUGUCAAUGUAUACACACUCCUUUACGCAUUUGGCUUCUUAGCCACAUGUACCGCUGGUAUUUUAAAAGAAGAUUCCAACCAGGAUUCAACGGUCGAUUAUGAUGUGGUAAUAGUCGGAGGUGGUCCAGCUGGACUUAGUGCACUGAGCAGCUUAGGAAGAGUUCGACGAAGAGCGCUCUUGAUUGAUUCAGGGGAGUACCGAAACAACAACACAAGAGCUAAUCACGACGUACUUGGAAGCGAUGGCCUACCACCGUCACUAUUUCGAGCUAGGGCACGCGAUCAGAUUUCUCGAUAUACCACUACCAGCUCACGAAACGGAACAGUUACAUCUAUAUCAUCCGCUCUCAAUGGUUCUUUCGUCACCACACUAGAUGACGGUCAAGAAUAUACAAGCCGCAAGAUCGUCCUCGCUACUGGCAUCAUUGAUAUUGUCCCACAAAUUCCUGGCUUUAGUGAAGCAUGGGGACGUGGAAUGUACUGGUGUGCAUGGUGUGAUAGCUGGGAGCACCGCGACCAAAGUCUCGGGGUGCUAGGGUCCAUCGAAGAUGCGGUUUUCUCUACAUUCCAGGUCAUGACUAUGAAUAAAGAUAUCGUCGCUUUCGUCAAUGGCACUGAUACACCAGCUAAUAGAGCUCUAUUAGACAAAAAGCUGCCCGGAUGGCAACAGCAGAUUACCAAAAUAGGAGCGGUACUGGAGAACCGUACCAUUGCUAGCAUUGAACGUCUACAAGAUGGAAAUCUGGUUCGGAAUAUAACAUUGUGGAAGGAGUACGACUCAUUCCAGGUAACCCUAGAAGAUAGUACAAAGAUCCAACGCGAUUCAUUCAUUGUGAGCUUGAAAAAUAGACAACGCUCGUAUCUCGGCGAUAAAAUCGGUGUGAAAAUAAAAAACGAAAGAAUGAUGGUCCAUCCGGCUAGUAUGCUCGCAGCACCGGGUGUGUAUGCAGUCGGUGACGCCAAUAAUGAUAGCACUACAAACGUUCCACACGCCUUAUUCACUGGUAAAAAAGCUGGUGUGUUCGCACAUGUGGACCUCUGGAAAACCGAUGUAAAAAAUAAUAAUGUAAAGCGUUCAGAACACGAUUUGAUGGUAGAAGAAGAUAAUGAAGUUGAAACUUUGUGGAAAAGGAUGUCCCAAGCGUAUAAAUGA